Molecule: messenger RNA, 262 nt
Organism: Fusarium tjaetaba
Lineage: Eukaryota; Fungi; Ascomycota; Sordariomycetes; Hypocreales; Nectriaceae
Product: dehydrogenase reductase sdr family member 4
Exons: 1
Source: RefSeq, a predicted model, not a curated record
AUGACUGCUGUUGUUGCAGCCGCAAGACCUGCCCUGGUAAUCGUACCUGGCAACUUCAGCUUACCUCGCUUCUGGAGCGCCAUCCAGCGGUCGUUUGAAGCCAAGGGCUACCCCGUCGAAGUUAUUCCGCUCCAAUCUUCUCGUGAAGUAAGGAUUGAUCCUGCGCCAGGUUUGGCCGAUGAUGUAAAGGAGGCGCAGUUACUUCUGAACAAGCACAUCAACCAAGGAAAGGAAGUUGUCAUGCUUAUGCAUUCAUAUGGCG